Molecule: messenger RNA, 3574 nt
Organism: Centropristis striata (black sea bass)
Lineage: Eukaryota; Metazoa; Chordata; Actinopteri; Perciformes; Serranidae
Gene: prdm5
Product: PR domain containing 5
Exons: 16
Coding region: 108-2003 (631 amino acids)
Molecular function (GO): protein binding; transcription cis-regulatory region binding
Source: RefSeq, a predicted model, not a curated record
UCCACGAAGAAACUAUCUGCUCUAAAUUCAAACUGACAAUGCUUAUCCACUGCCACUGACAUAUCUAAUAGCCAACUAGUUGUCAUUGAAGGAAACAUUUCCGAGUAAUGACAAUGUUGGGUAUGUAUGUGCCAGACAGAUUUUCCCUGAAAUCGUCAAAGGUCCAGGAUGGAAUCGGUCUUUACACGGCGAGGCGAGUGAAAAAGGGAGAAAAGUUUGGCCCUUUUGCUGGAGAGAAAAAGCUGCCCAGUGAGCUGGAUGAGAGCUCGGACACCAGGCUCAUGUGGGAGGUCCGUGGCAGUAAAGGAGAUGUGCUGUAUAUUCUGGAUGCUAGUAACCCACGCCAUGCCAACUGGCUGCGGUUUGUCCAUCAGGCGCCUUCACAAGAGCAGAAGAACUUGGCAGCCAUACAGGACGGAGAGAACAUCUUUUACCUGGCUGUGGAUGACAUAGAGACGGACACAGAGCUCCUGAUAGGCUACCUAGACAGUGAUAUGGAGGAAGAGGAGGAGGAAGAAGAGGAGGAGGUCAUCAAAGACGAUGAUGAAAAUAGCAAAGACGCUAAGCAUCUUGUUGAAAUGGAACUGGUAAUAAAGAAGGAGGACCACCCCUGCUUGCUGUGUGAGAGCAGUUUUCCCAGUGAGGAGAUCCUGGCCGCCCACCUCCAGAGUCUGCACCAGAGGCCCAGCACAGAGGAGAAGGAGUUUAAAUGCAAAAACUGUGGCAAGAAGUUCCCCAUCAAACAGGCUCUGCAGCGCCAUGUUUUGCAUUGUUCUGAGUCACCGGACCCGUCAGGUGACUCUAAAGCGCACCAGUGCUCCAUCUGCCACAACACAUUCAGCUCCAUAUCCAGUUUUGAACAGCAUAAGGAAGCCUGUAAAGGAGAUGCCAGGUUCAUCUGUAAAGCAGAGAGCUGUGGCAAAAGAUUCAAGAGCAAGGAUGCUCUGAAGAAGCAUAAAGGAAAUGUUCACACAGGAAGUGCACGUCGGAAACUCACAUGCACCAUAUGCAACCGAAAAUGCUCCUCCUCUCUGAAUCUACAAGAACACAGAAAGGUACAUGAAAUACUUGACUGCCACGCAUGCGACAAGAAGUUCAUCUCUACAAACCAGCUAAAACGGCAUAUGAUCACACACUCAGAGAAGCGACCGUACACCUGUGAGAUCUGCAGUCGUUCGUUCAAGCGCCUGGACCAGGUGACGGCUCAUAAGAUCAUCCACAGCGAGGACAAACCGUACAAAUGUAAGCUGUGUGGGAAAGAGUUCGCCCACCGCAACGUCUACAAGAAUCACAAGAAGACCCACUCUGAAGAAAGACCCUUCCAGUGUGAGGAGUGCAAAGCUCUGUUCCGCACCCCCUUCUCUCUACAGCGCCACUUACUCAUCCACAACAGUGAGAGGACAUUCAAGUGUGACCAGUGCGACGCCACCUUCAAGAGGAAGGACACGCUCAAUGUCCACAUCCAGGUGGUGCACGACGGCCAUAAGAAGUAUAAGUGCGACCUGUGUGAGAAGGCCUUUGUCACUCCUUCAGUCCUCAAGAGCCACAAGAAGACACACACGGGGGAGAAGGAGAAGAUCUGCCCGUACUGCGGACAAAAAUUUGCCAGCAAUGGCACGCUAAGGGUCCACAUCCGCAGCCACACAGGUGAGCGUCCAUACCAGUGCCCCUACUGUGACAAAGCGUUCAGCAAGAACGAUGGACUGAAGAUGCACAUCCGCACACACACACGUGAGAAGCCGUAUAAAUGCAGCGAGUGCAACAAAGCCUUCAGCCAGAAAAGAGGACUGGACGAGCACAUGAGGACCCACACAGGAGAGAAACCUUUCCAAUGUGACGUGUGUGACCUGUCAUUCAGCUUGAAGAAGAUGCUCAGCAGGCACAAGCUCACACACAACCCUAACCGGCCCAUGGCAGAGUGCCAGCUGUGCCAUAAGAAGUUCACCAGGAACGACUACCUCAAAGUACAUAUGGAGAAUGUCCACGGGGAGACGGAGAGCUAGAGCCAAUUAUGGAACCGCCGGCUGAGAAUGAUAUCUGAUUCCUGAGAUAAAGUUCAGUCUCAUGCUUCAUGCAACCAGUAUGGCCUAUACAUACUGUAUACACAGAUGGAUAGAUAGCAGAAAUGUUGUUAUUAAAGAUACAUACAUGUAGAAUAUGGAAAACAUUUGUGCGAGUAUUCAGAAUAGAAGCAGAGGCAGUACUUUUGUAUUACUUUUUUUGUCAUACUGUUUGUUUUGAACCAACCGAAUAUGUUUGAGCUGACUCCAGAGCCGCUGUGUCUGCUCAUGUUCACUCCCAGUCUCUCUGACAUCGAACCAGUGUUACUGUGCAUACUGUUCCAGCCUGACCUCUUCCACUGUAGCAUUUACUGACCAACUGUCUGAACACGUUACUGUACAUCUGUGGCCAGUUGCCACAUGUCAAGCAGCACCUGUGACCAAAGACCUGUAGCGCACUUUUUUAUUUUUUAUUUUUACCUGUAAGCUUUCUACAUGUUUACACCUGCUCUUUGGCGCCCAAACAUGUUUAAUAUUUAGACUCUGUUCAGCCCCAGAGCAAACUUCAAAACCAUGUUGCUCUAUUUAUUAUUUCAAAAUAAAAGUAUUAAAACCGGAUGUUGAACAGGAGAUGGAGAGAAGCAGAGCUAUGAAAACAGUAAUCCUAACCAGCUCGAAAAUCUGAAACAGCUCUCAAGUAAAAGUUUUUAUUUAUAUUAACGGCCAGUGGGUAUAAACAUGCUGUCCUUAGUCUUUCAUGCUCCCUUUUUAGAUCUACUAGGGCCCUCAUUUAAAAAAAACAACAAAACCCUUAUGAAUUUAAAAAAACUUGCAAAAAAGCUUCAUGUUUUUGUCCAUAAAACAGAUUCCUGUUAUAAGUAUAAUCCUGUAAAGAGUUUUUAAAUGAUUAUUUAAGUUGAAUGAAUUCCUCUCUUUCCCACAGCCUUUUGGUGCUUAAAGUUACUGUUUCUGUGUCCCACAGAGAAACAAAAGUACUGUGUGUGUUGACUUUUGUGAUGUGUUGUUGAGUAUGUUUUCAUAUGAAUGGCCUAGGGCUAUUGUGCCUUAUAAUAUGUGUUUAGGUUGUUUUUUGUUAAUCGUUGUUCAAUACAGUAUUUCAUGUAUUUUGUGCAAUCCUGUCCUGUUUUAUGCCCAAACCCAUUGUAUAAAGGUUAAUAUGCUGCAGAGUGCCAGAGGUUGUAGGCUUGAUGUGAGAACUCAUAGAACUGAGAAAUCUUCACUUACAAAAUAUUAACACUUGAGCUGACUUUAAAGUUAACUCUCAUGUUGUGGGUCAAAUUGACCCAUUUCAAAGUUUAAACAUUUUUUUAGAAUGUAAAAUAAAAUUAAAGUAAAAUAAAUGUCAUGUAAAACCAUUGUAUUUUAUAUGUAGAUCUGUCCAAUAUCAUUUUAAAAAAUUAACGUAUUUUUUCUAUGAAAAACAAGUGAAUUAUCCUCAUUGAACCAUGAUCUGUGAUAGGAAAAGCCGUUGCGCUUAAUAUUGAUUAAAAUGGUUAGUAAUGGAGUUAUUAAUGAAAUAUAAACAAUGUUUAUUGGGAGUUUUUAGUUUACUU